AUCAAGAGUCCUUCUACUGUCCAUCAUCAUUAGCUUCUUAAAGCAACGUUUGAUAAUUAAUUAUAUCAUAAACGAUUGUUCGAUACUGCGAUGUAGUUUUUGAUAGCAUAUAGAUACGUAUGAUGUCUAAGCGAAAGGAUCUUCCCCAUUCAUACUUGAAGCGUAGAAUGACGUAAAUAGUCCUAUUCCAGCUGAAUCGAUCGAAUAAACGAGUCUGCGUGUUAGCAGAGGCGCCAUACGACGUCCUCAUACGCUUCUUCGUCACUGACGGAUUUGUUCGUCGUAGUAUUGCCGCUUGUGACACUCUUGGAAAUCUUUCUUUGAAAUAAGAAAAAUCUCUACGAGGAGAGACCAAUUUCUAACAUGCCAUCGGUGCGGCGGAUGAUCCUGGGGCACGUCAUGUCCGGAUUAUAUGCGAAACUUAAUCGUACGAAGAAAUUGCAUGGAGAUUUAUUGGAAACACCGAUGAAGAGAUGUCUCUCUACUUUCGAUAUUACUUUGCUUGGUGUCGGACAUAUGGUCGGUGCUGGAAUCUAUGUCCUGACAGGAACGGUAGCUCACCAUUUAGCUGGACCAGGCGUGAUUUUCAGCUUUCUUCUAGCCGGUGUAGCUUCAUUGUUAGCCGCUCUGUGUUAUGCCGAAUUUGGUGCGAGAGUGCCUAAAGCUGGCAGUGCUUAUGUUUAUACUUACGUUUCUAUCGGUGAAUUUUGGGCCUUCGUUAUCGGUUGGAACAUAAUAUUGGAGCAUAUGAUUGGUGCUGCAUCCGUGGCAAGAGCUUGGAGUGGUUACGUAGAUUCCUUGGCAGGAGGAGCGAUCAGCAAUUAUACUCAUUAUUUAAUGGGUGGUUAUACAAUGGGAGAACCACUUGGUACCAUGCCGGAUUUCUUGGCAUGCGGUUUAUGUCUUGUUUAUGCAAUGCUUCUAACAUUAGGAGUGAAAUGUUCGGCAGCCGUUAAUUCUCUCUUGACUUUGGUCAAUUUAGCUGUCAUGAUACUGACGAUCGUUUUGGGAAUUUAUUACGCAGACAUCUCGAAUUGGAGCAACGAAAACGGUGGAAUUUUUCCAUAUGGUUUCAGUGGAGUACUUGCCGGCGCAGCAACAUGCUUUUACGCUUUCGUUGGCUUCGAUUCGAUCGCAACAUCCGGAGAAGAGGCACUUGAUCCAGGACGAAGUAUUCCAUUAGCAACGAUUCUUUCGAUGGCUAUUGUCACUAUUGGAUAUGUAAUGGUCGGUGGUGUUCUUACUUUGAUUGUCCCUUACUGGAACAUCAACCCUACUGCAGCACUUCCCGAAGCUUUCGCAUCGAGAGGUAUACCAUGGGCUAAAUAUGUGAUUAGCAUCGGUGCACUUUGCGGAAUGACAACGACUCUCUUCGGUUCGCUCUUUUCCUUACCGAGAACGAUGUAUGCUAUGGCAAACGAUGGUCUCCUUUUUGGUUUUCUCGGUUAUAUAAGCAAUCGCACUCAAGUACCAGUUCUUAAUCUAAUGAUUAGUGGAAUUUUUAGUGCGUUGAUCGCUCUUCUUUUCGAUUUACAACAUUUGGUUGAAUUCAUGUCUAUUGGUACUUUCCUGGCGUAUACCAUCGUGUCGGCUAGUGUCAUAGUACUCAGAUAUCGUCCUGAAAAAAAUACACCUGCUGCUUCUAUCGCUGGUACACCGAGCAGUUUAGCUUCACCACCUACAGAGGGUGCAGAUUUUAAUAGUGAUUGCAAUAGCAUUGCAUCAGCAUCAGCCGAGCUUUUAGAUUCCAGCGAAGGUGUCGGAAAAUUAAAAUCACGAUACAGUUGGUUAGCAAAUUCUUUAGGCAAUUGUGAGCCUGGAACCGCCGUGGCUUUUACCGUAACACUUUAUACAUUAGCCAGUGGUACCCUUUGCGGGAUUUUGAUGCUAUUGUUCCAAUCAUCUUUCGAAUCAGCAUGGAUCGAUUAUAUAGUCUUGAUGAAUGUGAUUCUUCUGAUAAUCGGGUUGUUGGUAAUCGGUGCACAUCAACAAAAUCCACCAAGUGGUAAAUUUCAAGUACCGAUGGUACCUUUGAUUCCAGCUUUAAGUAUCCUUUUCAAUGUUGGUUUGAUGUUCCAUUUGUCAUUAUUAACAUGGUUACGAUUUUUCGUCUGGAUGAUAGUAGGAAUGCUUAUUUACUUCUUGUAUGGUAUUCACUACAGUAAGGAAGCAGUUAGUCCAAAUUCAUAUUCAGUUUUAAUGGCUACUUCAGAAGCAGUAAGAGGUGCUAAAUGGGGUGCAACGUUACGCGUUAAUCAAAAAGUUGACAAAAUACCUAUUCUUGACGAAAACGAACAUUAAGACUGUAGUAUUACAAGUAAAAGAUUUAAAAAGUAGACAGUAAGUAUAGACGUAGUAAUAACGUGGAAAAGAAAGAGAGAGAGAGAGAGAGAGAGAGAGAGAGAGAGAGAGAGAGAGAGAGAUCUAAAGAAAGAAAGUAAUAAUAAUUAUAAAGUAAUUUAGGGAUGUUUGCAAGUCGUUUACAAAAAAGAAGUUAUUUGAUCGUAGACGUAUAAUCAUACGAAUGAUUAUUUUUUCAUAGGAAAUUGAAAACUAACGAUCGAAGAACUUGACAUUUUUAAAUGUAAAGAAAAUGAUAGCCUUCAUGAUUUGAGAAACUAGAAAAAAGAUUUUCAAUAUAUGAAUACGACGAAUUUAAUUUUCUUUCGAUAAGAAUUAUGUGCUUUUUUAGAAUCGACUAGUAUUCGUAUACAGUUGUAAAUAAUGGUGCUUUAAGUGAUGUAUCUAAUGAAUCUGUGUUUUAAGAUCUCCUCGUACCAAUUCGUAUAGAUCAGCUUCGAUGAGACUUUCAAAUCUGUAAGACUGGUAAUUUUUGCUAAUACUUAUCCUGACGAGCUUGCAGCGAAUCUUUCAAGAUAUACAGUAUAUAUGUAUGUAUGUGUAUAUGUAUAUAUAUAUAUAUAUAUAUAUAUAUAUAUAUAUAUAUAUAUAUAUAAUGCUAGAACAUUUAAACGUACUGUACAAUAAUUAGAUAAAAGAUGGGGUUACGAGUGAGUAUAUAUGUUAAAACGAUUUGUCUUCUUUAUAUUUAGUUACGCACAAGUUUGUUGAACGAUACAAAACGUGCUUAUAAUAUCGCUGAUUUACUGUAGUUCUAUUUUUAAGAAAAUAUAUUACAAAUAUUAUAUAUCUAUUAUAUAUCUACAUUUAUCUAUAUAUAUAUAUAUAAAUUAUUGCAAAGUGGUUACGAGGAUUAUUAAUAAGAUUUUUGUUAAAAGUAUCCUCCUUUCGAUUUAUUUUAUACAAAAGUGAUUAAAAAAAAGAAAUAUUGUUUCGAUGAUACGAUGAUAGCUUUCAAUUAGUAAUAUGAAAGAUGAUAUCAUGUUAUCGAGUUGACGCUUAGAUGCAAACGUCCCGAUAACAAUUUUCAUUUCAAUAUUUUAUCCAUCUAAGAAUAUAUAAGUAAAUCAAGAUGAAAAAUCGAAGACAAUGAUAUAACAGCGAAAUGAAUAAUAAAUAUCUAUCUUCGAUCAUAUAUAUACUUUUACGUUUGCAUCCAAGGGCUGAGAAAUGGUGCCUUGGGAACGAGUAGACUAUUUAUAAAAAUAAGAUUUAUGUAUUUAAAAAAAUGACAAUAGAUUUCGUCCGUAAUACGACGAUUAUUAAGAUUAAGAUUAUAAUUGGAUUUAACCGAGCAAUUUGCUAUUUUCAUGGGCGUUUAGGAAAGGGAGAGGAUUAGGCAGAAUGAACGAAUACUCUCCGUCUCGUGGGAUAAUGAAAGUAAUAUUUUUUUGUAAAUAUGUCUUUUUGUAAAAAAAAAAAAUCUUUAGAUAUAAUAUUACAGUACAAACUUCAAUCAAAACUUAAGUUUGCUUUUUUCCUACGAUUAAAGAAAAAAAAAAAUUAUAUAAAGCACCUCCCCUUCCUACGUCAACCGAUAAGAGAAUAAUUAUAUUUGUUACUUUUUUAUUGUAUGCAAAGUUUCUUUAAGAUAAUCAAUAACAAAUACUUUUUGUUUGUUAGGAUAAUUGUAUUUAUCGAUGUUAUUUAUUUAAUUAUUUAUAUAAUUGUGCCUAUUGUAAAAUUUAAUUUAUUAUAAAUUCAUUAAUCGUGUAUAUCUACUUAUAGAUACAUAUAUAUAUGUAUAUGUAUAUCGUAUAUAUAUAUAUAUAUAUAUAUAUACAUAUAUAUAUAUAUAUAUAUGUAUAUAUAUGUAUAUGUGUAUAUGUACAUGGUUUUCUGCUUUGUAGAUGUAAAACAAAUCAUCAAUUAUAACGAAUAUAUUGAAUCAACAUUAUACGUGCAAAUGGUUAUAAUUAAUUAUGUACUACCAUCGAAGUGUCAUAGAACUAUAUAAUAUUUGUAUGUUUCGCUUAGAUGGUAGUAUAGCAGAAAUACAAACUUAUCGAAAUAAUUAGUCGAAAUUAAAAGUUUAAUGACAUAAGAUGUGAGUAUGUGUUUAUAACGACAUGUUAUUAUAGAUUAUUAUAGAAAGUAUACAAAAAUAAUGUAAUCUGAUUACUGUACAAAUCGAUAUUACAAUAUGAUGUUACAUGUAAGAUAACUCCAAUAAUAUAACUCCUUACUUGCUGCUUUA
This is a messenger RNA of Vespula vulgaris, 4558 nucleotides long. RefSeq names its product cationic amino acid transporter 4. Gene Ontology annotation, cellular component: plasma membrane. Gene Ontology annotation, molecular function: amino acid transmembrane transporter activity. Bases 364 to 2301 code for a protein of 645 amino acids. Gene Ontology annotation, biological process: transmembrane transport; amino acid transport. NCBI's taxonomy places the organism in Eukaryota, Metazoa, Arthropoda, Insecta, Hymenoptera, Vespidae. The record is from RefSeq and is a predicted model, not a curated record. The transcript has 9 exons.